This is a messenger RNA of Babesia sp. Xinjiang, 516 nucleotides long. RefSeq lists its product as uncharacterized. Lineage: Eukaryota; Apicomplexa; Aconoidasida; Piroplasmida; Babesiidae. Bases 1 to 516 code for a protein of 171 amino acids. The transcript has 2 exons. The record is from RefSeq and is a predicted model, not a curated record.
AUGGCGGCUCAUUGCCGGUUCGUAAUCGAUUUGCUAUUGCUGCUAGUAGCAGCGGCCUCUGUAAGAGCUUCGACUGUGUUCCAACCUAUUAAGACACACACCAAUAACAAUGGUAUAUCGUUACCUGAACAGGUGGUAGCUACCGAUAACAAAAAUGAAGAGAUUAAGUCUGAGGAUAAACCCAAGCCCGCUGAGCCGUUGAACCUCAUAUUCAAUCCUACGGCGCAGCAAGUAUCGGACGAAAACAAAAAACUGUUAGAUGUUAUGGAAUCGGGUCUGCACAGCCUAAGGACCGCAUUCGACUGCCUUACCCACUUGAUACAUCUGCUUCCGGAAUCAGAGAAACAAAACUCCAUCACUGUGGACAAGAAGAGUUAUACCAUAGCGGAAUUGCUCGACUCCCUUAGCAAUUAUAUUGCCGAUGGUGAAAAGCAGCAAAGGGUUUUGAUAGAAGGAACAGCUGAGAUACUUCACAAAUUAGCCACACCAAACAGCACAUCGCAAAACGCACAAUGA